AUGACGCUUGCAUGGCGCAAGAGCGACCGCGGCACGCAAAUGGGCUACCUGGUCAGUGCUGGGGUUCCAAAGGCCAAGCAGUGCAAGCAGGUCGUGUGCUUGAGUUGCGUCCAGAACUUGCUUGGCGUGGUGACGGAGAGCGCAGAUGGUUUGUCGGUCACGUUGAGCGGCAGGAAAGAUGGUGGACAAGAUACGCCCAUCUUGUGCCGGCAAAGGGGAGGAGGCCCUUGGAGCCAAAGCUUGCAGCUCACGGACGACGUGCUAAGCUUCCUCUGUCAGCAGAAUGCAACGACGGGGUUGGGGCAGAGGCAAGUGGCCACGGCGGCGUCCCAAAUUGGAGAGCGGGGCAUGGCCAAGGGGGUACGGCCCAGGGUGAAGGGCGCCUCAGAGGAGACGAGCACUGAGGAGGCAACGAUGGGCAUCAAGGAGCAGGCGGUGCGCUACCUCAAGAUGAUGGCUGCUCCCGAGGGGUCGGUUCACGUCUUCCAGCCCGCAGAGUCGGCAUCCCCUCCGCUUAGGCUGUACAUGUGUGGAUGGGAUCACAACGAGGAAGGCCGGGCAAAGAAACUGGGAAAGCCGGACAAGACGCAUGCUUUGCCGGAGACAGUCUGGUGGGACACGCGCGGCGAGCUCUGCUGUACGUGCGAUCGGGGCCGGCUGACGGAGGACGCGCCGUGCGUGCACAAGCUGGCUUUUGCGGCCAUCAGCGAAAGCUGGACCUUAACAGCGGAGCUGCCCACCUACGAGUCGCUUGGCAAAGGGGCAAGGGUAGAGCGGGUUCGAGCAGACGCGACGGGGAGCUAUUUUGCGGUAGCGGACAAUGUUCAGGGGCCACCGGGCCCUCGAAGGCGCAUGGUAUUCCGCAGCAGCAAGGGGGUGUGGUACUGCGAAGGGAAGCGCGACGGGUGCCCAAGCCUCACCGACUGCUCGCACGUCAUAGCGGCAAAGGCAGCUCUGAAGAAUGAGGGAGACCUUCCAGUCGCCGAUCAGAUGGUUCUGAGGCUCUCGGAACCUCUACCAAUGGCGGCGCUGAGCUGGCUCGAGCAGUGGAACGGCGACUUGCCAAAGAUUGGAGUAUGCCCUGCCGUGGGCACCUCCUCGCAGGGGGGAGGUGAUGCGAGGUUGUUGGAGGAGGAGCGGUAUCUUGUUGGCUUGCUGGAGCGGCGGCCCCAUGAGCAAGCAACCUGCGCCGGCGACUCAUGCUUCUGUCGUCAGCACGAGCGCCUCUUUCGAGAGGCCGCCGUCGCACAAACUUCCAACGAUCGGGAGAGCUAUGGGGGCAAUCGUGGCAGGGAAGGGGGGUCGGCUGACGAGGAGGCGCCCCCUCACAAACGGGCGAGGCGGAACAAGGCUUUCUGGGAGGCGCACAAGCAAGAUUCGCAAGGUCCAGCCACAAGAGUGGGGUGGGGCGCUCGGCCGCCGGCAGAAGCGAGGGGCAAGGAGGCAAUUCGAGGCUUGGUGGACGCGUGCGCGAGCUGCUCGUUGGCUGCACUAGCGGUCGCUGGGGGCCGAUGCGAGCAUGAAGAGGACUUGAGGGUUCGCACCCCCGUCAUGCUCCUUACGACUGAGGCCGUCCAAGUCACAAACCCCAAGCUGGCACGGUUGAGCGAUGCGCAUGCCGUCCACGACCCGCUCGUGACUUCGCUCGACCGCCCCGUUCCUGUGAGCAAGCUGAGGGAUUGCAACUUUCAGGAGCUGUCAGAGAAGGGGUUGUUGAGCGCGCCCUGCCCCAUUGAAUUGCCGGCGUGCGGCGGCUCAUGGGUCGAGACAUGGAUCGAGGCGGACGUGACGGCCUCCCAGUGGAGCCAGCGGGUGCGGCACGGGCACAGCUUCAAGGCGGAGCUGGCAACGCAUCAGUCGGCCUUCCAGCGCUCCCCGGAUGCGAUCGUCUUGAGCGAGGAGACAUGGCGCCGGGCGAGCCUCGACUUCUUCAAGCUGGUUGGGCUGGGGCUUCGGGAUUGCUGCUCGUUGUGUGGGCCACAUCCAAAGAUCCUCAUCUGCGACGGCAUUGUCGGCCUCGCCAGCGCGGACGGCGCGCAAAAGCCAGGCGGGCUUGGAAGCUCCUCGCUCGACGCGCGGCGCACGUUCUGCCACCCUAGCCGUACCUCCACGGGAGCUCUCCUUGAGAAGCGGCCCAUCGCCGGCCGCGACUAUUGCGGGUCCGGUCUUCAGGGGGCCGGAUUGAAGCGCAAGCUCUUGCUGCUACCUGAGUUGCAAGAAGCGCUCGCGCGCCUCUCUCAACAUCGGCCCAAGGACGAGAGGCUUGGCCCGAGGAGGCUGUCAAAAGUGGAGUAUGAAGCGCUUUUGAACGGGCUGGCUCACGAGGACCCCCAGAUCGUGAAGCGUUUCGGGCCGGAUGAGGCGGGGGGCCCGCUUCCAGAGGACGGCAGACGGCGCAUGCUCGCUGAGGAGCGCACGAUGGUGCGAGAUCGAAAUCUGGCCGUCUUCGAGUUGCUGACGGGAAUUCAGAUCGACUUUGAGAGGCGAGGGUUGAGUCCAGACCUGUGGCAGCACUGGGUGGGCGAGUGGACGGAGCUUCUGUACUCUCUCGGCGCGCACGACAGCGAUGAGGCUCUCAUCGGACCUGGCGCAUUGCAUGUGGCCCGGAAGCUGCUCCUGGGUGGCGAGGCAAUUCGCGAGGAUCGGCGGGACUUGGCAAGGGACGCACCAAUCCUGCGGCGCAUCGUGGAUUCGUGCGGAGGGCUCACAUUCCCGGCCUUCUUCAUGCGCACGCUUCAACAUCUCUAUCUCAUUGCUCUCUUUUCAAGGGGGGCGACGGGGUUCGAGGCCGACGGGCAGCUUGGUUGGGUGCACGAGGCGCGCGCCCCAUUGGACCGAGCUGUUGACCUCCUUACGGAGGCUCGAGCACGCCCCCUGAGCAUCGAGGAACGGCGACAGUUAAACGAGGCGCGAGGGGUGGCAAACGAGUUGCUCCCGGGCGUCGAGAGGUUGGAGCCAAGCUCCCGGCAGUGGGAGGGGAUGAGCGGUCAUGAGCGCUCGCUUCUGAGAGAGAGGCUGGGGCGUGACGAGGAGGGAGACGAGUUGCACCCGUUGCCGGCGGGGCACGCUUCUCGAGCCGAACAGGACGUCUUGGCGUGUUAUCCGUUCCCUGGUUGGAAGCAGAAGCGGGGGUUGCCGUGGUACAGCAGCUUCGAGUAUCCGGACGGCCGCAGUAAGAGCUUGGAGGAGAACAAAUGCGCAACGGGAAAGUCGAUGACCGAGUGGGAUGCUGAGAACGUUCUCGGGCUGGUGAAGGGGGCCGGAAAGCUCUCAGGGAAGAAGGGUAGCAAGAGUAAGAGGCCGAAGAGGACUAGGGGGGGUUACGUUUUUGCGUGCCCGCAUCGGGUCAUCUACGGAUUCCACGUGAUGCUGCGCGGGGAGAGCCCAAGAGACGCCUUUGCCGUGCUCUACACUCGGCUGAGGCGGGAGGAUCUGCCACAUGUUUUGGUGCACGACAACGGUUGUGCCUUGCGCAACUACUGCUUCCGCAGAGAACCGGCGUUUUUUGCCAAUGUUCGGUUUGUCGUCGACAGGUUUCAUUUCUCAAAGGCCGGGCAGGAGGUACACAAGUGCGGCCCCUCAAAUUGCCCGGACAGCUAUCCGUCGCUCCACUGGAUAAACACUAGUGCAGUGGAGUCGGUGAACUCCUUUUUGAAGGGGUUCAGGAGUCUGGGGUGGUACUCGGGGCUCGAGAGCUUCAUGGUGAUCUUGCCGCUGCUUCUGGGCGGCUAUAAUAGCUCUUUGAAGCGCGUUGACGACGCCAAGCUUAGCAUCGUACUUGCAGCAGCCGUGUGGACGGUAGGG
This is a messenger RNA of Klebsormidium nitens, 3804 nucleotides long. NCBI's taxonomy places the organism in Eukaryota, Viridiplantae, Streptophyta, Klebsormidiophyceae, Klebsormidiales, Klebsormidiaceae. The record is from the annotation of a GenBank genome assembly.